Drosophila teissieri is the source of this 460-nucleotide messenger RNA. RefSeq lists its product as uncharacterized. The record is from RefSeq and is a predicted model, not a curated record. The transcript has a single exon. NCBI's taxonomy places the organism in Eukaryota, Metazoa, Arthropoda, Insecta, Diptera, Drosophilidae. The coding region runs from base 87 to 362 and encodes 91 amino acids.
AGUAAACAUUACUCACCACAGAGAUUCGACAGAUUCGACUAUUUGCACUUAGCAUUUGCCCGGGAGUCUAAGAUUUGGAUGUUGUAAUGGCUCGCUACCUCUACGCCGACCACAUUCUGGAGGCCUUCAACGUCUUCCAUCGGCCACUCCACCUGGACGAGGUGGCCACCUACGUGGCCGAGAUGGAGGCCAAGACUGUGGACGAGGUGCGCCUGGCGGUGGACAACACGCUCACCGCCGGCUGGAUGCACGGCUUUCUGGCCACGGAGGAGGGCCUGUUCACGCUGAUCUGCGGCUACUGGGAUGAGACGCAGCCGAAGGGCAAACACCACACGGCGAAGGCAAUGCUAAGGAGUUCGUAGUGCAUCCUUUGGAGCUGGACAAGAUUGUCGGUCUGCCAUGGGAGGUUUGGAAAAACUGGGCACAAAAUUGUUCCGCAAAUAAAGUGUAAUACCACAAA